Molecule: messenger RNA, 2685 nt
Organism: Polyodon spathula (Mississippi paddlefish)
Lineage: Eukaryota; Metazoa; Chordata; Actinopteri; Acipenseriformes; Polyodontidae
Product: GTPase IMAP family member 7-like
Exons: 3
Coding region: 206-1279 (357 amino acids)
Molecular function (GO): protein binding; GTP binding
Source: RefSeq, a predicted model, not a curated record
CCACAGUAUCUGACUUUUAAUGAUCUUCAGUGGCAGGCAGACAGGCUGACAGACAAAAUGCAAUGGCUCUGUAUUACACUAAGGUGACAAUGGUAGGCCAAGUUUACUCUGUCCUGUUUCUCUCCCAGACAUAUAUGAAGAUGUGCAGAUCUGUCCACCCCCUGUUCCUGCAAAGCUGCCGGUGGAUUGUGACGUGUAUUCAUUCAUGGCUCUUGCUCUCUGUGAUUACGAUGCUGAGGCCGAUGAUGAACUGUCCUUUAAAAUGGGAGAAAUCAUCACAGUUAAAAAUGACAGUGACCCUGGCUGGUGGUUUGGAGAGACUGACAGAGGGGCUGGGCUGUUUCCUGCUAACUAUGUAGCAGCUGAACAAAACAUUUCAGAAUCAGAAGCAGAUGAAGACACUUAUUAUGAAAAGCCUCCCGGAACUGACAGACAGACUUCAAGGAGUGACUCUGAUUUGAGGAUCGUGCUGCUGGGGAAGCCUGAAGUAGGGAAGAGUGCUUCAGGAAACACAAUCCUGGGAAGCGAGGAGUUUGAAUGUAAAACUUCACUGGGAAGAAUGGGUGAUGUGAGGAAGAAGUGUGUGAAGAGGGAAGCUGUAAUCGAUGGGAGACGGAUCUCUCUCAUUGACACGUCUGGCAUGCUUGACCGGAGCCGCUCCAGUGAUGAAAUUCUAUCAGAGAUGGUAAAGUUCAUCUUUCUGUCUUCUCCGGGACCUCAUGUUUUUCUCCUGGUCAUACAUCCAGGAGGACUGACUGAAGAAGACAAAGAAGCAGUGGAGGUGUUCCAGGAAGUCUUUGGUGAGGAAUUCAUGAGCAACACGAUUGUGCUUUUCACACUCUGGGACCAGCUGAGAGGUGGCAAGAUCAAGGAGGUUCUGGAACGCGAUGAGGAGCUCCAGCAGCUUGUGGAGCGCUGUGGGAACAGGUAUCACUCCUUUGACAACAAAACAGGAGAUCACGCCCAAGUGAGACAGCUCUUUGAGAAAAUAGACACAAUGAUGGAGGCCAAUGCAGGGAGCUACUACACCAAUGAGAUGUAUCAGGCAGCUGCUGAAUUGCAUGAAUUAACAGAAGACAAUUUAACCGUGAAGGACAACACAAAGCUGAGCAAGAAACAAGAGAAGUUGAAAGCAAAGUGUCUCAAGGAGUCACGGAAGUUGAAAUCAAUGGAGAUGAAGAGAAAUCUAGAGGUGAAGUUUCAAACCUAUCUGAUGUUCAGCAGGACCAUGUCUCAAGGAAGACUGGACAAAACGAAACAGAAAUGUGUUAUACAGUAAACAGCGCUGCAGAAUGCACUGGGCUACAGAAUGCACUGGACUACAGAAUGCACUGGACUACAGAAUGCACUGGACUACAGAAUGCACUGGACUACAGAAUGCACUAGACUACAGAAUGCACUGGACUACAGAAUGCACUGGGCUACAGAAUGCACUGGACUACAGAAUGCACUGGGCUACAGAAUGCACUAGACUACAGAAUGCACUGGACUACAGAAUGCACUGGACUACAGAAUGCACUGGACUACAGAAUGCACUGGACUACAGAAUGCACUGGACUACAGAUAGUGUAUUUUGCCCACUUUCUUGAUAAUGUGAUGAUUCUAAGGCACAUCUAGUUUGAUGAAACUUGGGGGCUGAUUCCAGGAUAGGUGCAGUGCAAAAAAAAUGUGGCCGUAAAAUCCAGAUUGCUUUGCGGCCAAGAACUGCGCCCUAUGUCAUCUUAAAACCAAUGCGAAGUAUUGAAUAUUAAGAACUGCAGUUAUAAUACUGAGGAUCUAGCCUACGAGUGCUGACUGCAUUGGGUUAUUCAGUUUGUUUUUCCCAGCAGCAGAGAAACACCCUAAAUGUGAACAAUGUUUUUGAACUUUGUAUUUGUAGGCUGCUCACUGAUUGAUGUGCUGCUUCCUCUGAAGGUGAUUUUGUACUACAGCUGUAUGAUUCUGCAAUACUGUGCACCUCCUAUCAGGAGGCGUCAUUUUUUUGAGAGGUGCACCGAUUGCCACAGUGCAAGGCAACCAUCCUGACAUCUCAUUAGAAUGUUUGCUCUGCUUGGUAUUCCAGAUCCCCACCCAGUUCCAUGCUCUUUUCUUCAUUUGAAUUAAUUUCAGCAUUAUUUAAAUAGUUUAACGAUGGCAGAGUGGAGAUUCGAAUGCGGGUGCAAUGUCAGGUUAACACUAUUCUUACAUUUUUAUUGGCUAUAAAGUCACAGUUUUUACAGUGUUUUUUACUGCAAUACGGUUGCAUUGCGGCCACAGUGCAUUCUGCACCCAUCCUGGAAUCAGCCCCUUGGUAUUAACAUGGUUUAGUUUUUAAAUGAUUUUAGGUGCAAGGGAUAUAAAGGCUCUUUUUGGUUAAAUUGUGGUGAAACAUUAUUUAGUAUGUUAAUGUAAUGAAGGUGUCUCUCUGUCUGUAUACCCUGAUUGUCCGUCUGUCUGUCAUUUUCCCAUGUAUCAUAUUAAGUUAUUCCAUAUAAUCCUGUAAGGAGUUGCACUUUUGAAUGACAUCAUAUAAUCAUAUCAAUAAACAAAUCAAUACACAAGCAGUUAGUUCAAUCUGGUUUGAGUGAUCACCGUGCAAGGUUGUUAUUUCCUAUUGAAUCAUGUUGUAAGAGCUCAGAAUAGAUACAGUUGGUUCACACCACAUCACACCAGUUAAUCCUUUCCCUAUCAGCUCCAAUAAUGCUC